UCGAGGAGGCUCGAGGCUGCGGGAAGGUGUCCCGCAGAACGACAGAUCCUCGCAGCUCCACAGAUCCCGCGUGUGCAUUCGCCUAGACCUCCUCUACCAAGCCUACCGCAGAGCAUCCCUCCGCGCAUCGCCCGCCCCGAAGUUGGCCGCUGGAAGGCUGUGGCCCCUCGGUCUGGAACCCGCGGCCAGGGAAGCCCGGGGAGUCACGGUACCAGGGGCGGGCCGGGGCGGCGGGAUGAGCCGGCGGGCAGGCUGAGUGCGCCGAGGAGCCGGUCCAGCCACCGCGGGGGACAUGGUUUCCAGGUGAUGAUGAUGGUGCUGGUCCAGAGACCACAUGCUGAAAAAUCACUGCCCCAGGGUGUGUCCUCGCCAAGACGUGUGGAGCUGGCCCGGCCACCCCUGUGUACCUAGAGAAGAAAGCCGCGGCAGCCAACCUCCUUUUGAACUGGCAUCUUGGCUCUGGAGAAAGCUGCGAGGCAAGAGGCGGUUGGUGAUGGCAUUCUGCCUCUUAAUGACUCUGUCCGUGGUGACUGUCACCCACUUCCCCCCACAGCACCCAGCCACCAGCCCAGACCCUGGUCCCAUGGAGCCCCAGGGGGUAACUGGCGCCCCUGCCCCCCAGAGCCGGCAGGCUCUGAGCUCCAGCUGGAGGCAGCGGACGAGAAACCUGAGGUUCCGGAGAGGCUGGGCCUUGCCCGGGAGUUCCAUCCUGGUGUGUGCUGAGGAGCAAGGCCAUAGAGGGAGCGUGGACAGCAGCAGGCAGUCCCCAGGCAGGGACAGCAGGCAUCCAGGGAGGGUCAGGAGGGAUGUUACUUUGGCUCCUCCAGGAGAUUUGAGACUCAGUGCCCGGCGUCUGGUGCUCCUGAGGGAGGAUGAGGUCAGCAGUCCGGGAACCAAAGACGUGGACCCUCCUUGGCACAACGGUCCCCUCCGGGAGGCGCAGAGAGAGACAGGCACCACAGAUGGCCCCCUUGCAGGGCACGACAUGGCAGUGUUACAGACCUGGAGAGCUCCUGCCGGACUGACCCUCCGGCCUCAUCCAGCGGAAGGCAGGGAUCUGUCAGGAGCAGAGAACAGAGCCUUGACUGGUGGACGACAAGCAGGGGGUCCCGCCCCAGCCACAGGGGCUCAUCGGUGGCCUGGCUCUGUUGGGGACCUGCAAGGAUCUGUCUGGUGUGACGCUGAGACCCCUGGGCUGUCAAAUGGCUUGAGGACCGGCGAGCAGGUCCCCCCGUGGCUCACAGAGCAGGAUGUGCAGACCCUCCAGCUGCUGGCCCAGGGGGAGGUGGUGGGCAAAGCCAGGGUCCCCGGCCACGGGCAGGUGCUGCAGGUCGGCUUCUCCACCAAGGGUGCCCUUCAGGACAUGUCUCCUGGGCUCAGCCAGCUCUGCUCCCGGGGACUCUGUGGCCUGAUCAAGAGGCCCGGGGACCUGUCCGAGGUCCUGUCCUUCCACGUGGACCGGGUGCUGGGCCUGCGCCGAAGCCUACCUGCCGUGGCCAGGCGCUUCCACAGCCCCCUGCUGCCCUACCGCUACACGGACGGUGGCGCAAGGCCUGUCAUCUGGUGGGCGCCCGACGUGCAGCACCUGGGUGACCCGGAAGACGACCAGAACUCUCUGGCCCUGGGCUGGCUGCAGUACCAGGCCCUGCUGGCACGUGGCUGCAGCCGGCCGGGUCAGGCCCCAUGCCUGGGCAUCCACCACGCCGAGUGGGCACGCCUGGCACUCUUCGACUUCCUGCUGCAGGUCCAUGACCGCCUGGAUCGCUACUGCUGCGGCUUCGAGCCCGAGCCCUCAGACCCCUGUGUGGAAGAGAGGCUCCGGGAGAAAUGCCGGAACCCAGGGGAGCUGCGGCUGGUCCACAUCCUGGUCCGGAGCAGUGAGCCUUCUCAUCUGGUCUACAUCGAUAACGCCGGCAACCUUCAGCACCCGGAGCACAAACUGAACUUCCGGCUGCUGGAGGGCAUUGAUGGGUUUCCUGAGUCUGUUGUGAAAGUUCUUGCAUCAGGGUGUCUACAGAAUAUGCUGCUCAAGUCACUACAGAUGGACCCAGUGUUCUGGGAAAGCCAAGGCGGGCGACAGGGCCUAGAGCAGGUCCUCCGGACCCUGGAGCGGCGAGGACAGGUCCUGCUGAGCCACAUCCGGAGACACAAUCUGACACUCUUCAAGGACGAGGGCCCGUAAGCCCCCUGCCUCAUUGCAGGGGGAAGAAGCGGGGGCAUCUCACGACACGACUUGAAUGGAUUAACUCCCAUCCUCACGGCCACAUUUUCUUGGGUUCACCAAACUUGAAGACAAAAGGGAAAAGCCAGAAAUCAGGAGGGCACCCUCAAAGCCAUCACUUAGGGUUUUGGUUUAAGAAUUAUAAAAGUAAUACAUGCUCACUAAAACAAAGUCAUAAGUAAUAGAAGCAUAUAAGAUAAAAAGUGAGUCCUAGAAAUGCCCUACAGAUGUGAUGUGUAUUUUAUUCACACUCACACUACAUGCAAAUGAAGCUGUAAUAAAGUAGGAUAUCUUUGUGUGUCAAUUCACUAUUUGUACUUUACUAGAUUUACUAUGUUCUGUAUCCGCCAUCUGGGUUGACUCAAUUCUUAUCCAUGACUGCACGGAACUCCCAGGCAGGGAUGUGUCAUAUUUCAUUUAGUUUCUCACCUUAUGAUGAGCAUUUCGAUGGCUCUAACUUUUCAUCAGUUCUGGACAAUGCCUGCAUGAACAUCUCUGCAGGAUGUGGAAGUAUUUCUGCUAGCUACGUUUCCAUGAGUGGGCUUCUGCAUCAAAGAGUAUGGGCAUUCCUUAUUUUCAGAGAGACUGCUAAAUUCCCUUCCAAAAGGUGAUGUCAGUGUACACUCCUACCCAGAGGGUAGGGGACUAAUUGUUUCCCUACACCUCACCAACACUCACUAUUCUCAAACUUUUUGUUUUUGUUCAUCCGAUAGGGAAACCUAUUUUUAAUUUUCACUUUUUAUUGAAGUAUAGUUGAUUUACAAUACUGUGUUCAUUUCAUGUAUACUGCAAAGUGAUGCAGUUAUAUAUACAUUUUUUUUUCAGAUUAUUUUCCAUUAUAGGUUAUUACAAGAUAUUGAAUAUUGUUCCCUGUGUUAUACAGUAAAUCCUUGUUGCUUGUAUGUUUUAUGUGUAAUAGUUUGUACCUGUUAAUUCCAAACGCCUAAUUUAUCCCUCCCCAUCCCCUUUCCCCUUUGGUCACCCUAAGUUUGUUCACUAUGUCUGCGAGUCUGUUUCUGUUUUGUAUAUAGAUUCUUUGUAUUAUUUAUUAGACUCCACAUAUAAGCGAUAUCAUAUAAUAUUUGUCUUUCUCUGGCUUACUUCACUCACUAUAAAAUU
This is a messenger RNA of Hippopotamus amphibius kiboko, 3340 nucleotides long. It is a transcript of the gene GASK1A, whose product is annotated as golgi associated kinase 1A. Gene Ontology annotation, cellular component: Golgi apparatus. The record is from RefSeq and is a predicted model, not a curated record. The transcript is spliced from 6 exons. Lineage: Eukaryota; Metazoa; Chordata; Mammalia; Artiodactyla; Hippopotamidae. Bases 335 to 2182 code for a protein of 615 amino acids.